Molecule: messenger RNA, 2021 nt
Organism: Gavia stellata (red-throated loon)
Lineage: Eukaryota; Metazoa; Chordata; Aves; Gaviiformes; Gaviidae
Gene: ARMC10
Product: armadillo repeat containing 10
Exons: 6
Coding region: 1-927 (308 amino acids)
Cellular component (GO): mitochondrion
Molecular function (GO): protein binding
Source: RefSeq, a predicted model, not a curated record
AUGGGGGAGCCGCGGGGGGCGGCGGUGCGAGCGGCGGCGAUCGUGCUCGGGGCGGGCGCCUGCUACUGCCUGUGGCGGCUGGCGGCGAGCAGCCGGCGGGGGCAGCGGGCUGCGCCCCGGGCCGCCCGGGGCCCGCCGUCAGACAACAGUCCUCCAGCAUCAAGCUGUAUCAUGGAUGCAGAUGCUCUACAGAAACUUAUUCAUUUGCUCCAGGCCACACAUGACCCGUUAAUUCAAGAGCAAGCUUUAAUCACUCUCAGCAACAGUGCUGCCUUCUCUGUAAAUCAAGAUAUAAUCCGAAAGUUGGGUGGCAUUUCUGUUAUUGGAGGGAUGCUCUCAGAUUGUAUUCCCAAAGUUAAAGAAAAAGCACUAAAUGCACUUAAUAAUUUGAGUAUGAAUAUUAAAAAUCAGGAAGAGAUACAGGUAUAUAUUACACAAGUUUGUAGGAAUGUUGAAUCAGCUCCCCUGAACUCCCAUCUGCAGCUAGCUGGACUCAGACUGUUGACAAAUAUGUCUGUUACCAGUGACUACCACCAUAAGAUGAUAAACUCAAUUCCAUGCUUUCUUCAUUUGCUUUCAGAAGGAACUGAAAGGACGCAGAUUCAAGUUUUGAAAGUACUUGUGAACUUAUCUGCAAACCAGGCCAUGACAAGACAUAUUCUCAGAGCUCAAGUGCCAUCAUUGCUGUUACUUUUUGACAACUGUAUAAACAGAGAUGUUCUGCUUAGAGCCCUGGUGUUUGCAGCAAACUUGAAAAAGAACGUGAACAGUGAAGGUGGCACCGUGAUUCAGGACCAAUACAGUGAAGAUUCAAUUUUCUUUACACUCUGCAGGGACUCUACCCCUUUCGCUCAGAAACUGGCAUCAUUAUUGCAUCACCCCGAUACAGAAGUGAAAGAGCAAGUUGUGAGAAUAUUAACACAAUAGUGAUUUUAAAAAAAAAAAAAAAAAAAAUCAGACUGACCUGAAAACUUUCAUACAUACAGUGAUCAUUUUAAAUGGAUAAGUAAAGGUAAUUGAAAUAUUCUUCUCAAUGUCAAAGUAUUUUUGUUGCCCUAAAUAUUUACAGCUGUUGAAUAAAUACCUCUAUAGAACGGUGCACUAAAGAUUUAGCAACUAGAGAAUAGGCAUUUAUGUUUUAUUAAUCUGAUAUCUACUAAAUAGGUGCAGGCAAAUCUUAGAAAAUAUUAGAUGAAAACAAUAUUAAACCAUCAUUGGCUUCCUACAGAAUUGGUAUUUUAAAUGAAAACUGCAUAUUGAAGUUACCCAGCCUGUGUUUUUCACCUUAACCUGCACAGAACAUAUUCUAAAACUACAUUCUCGUAUCCUUAGUAUAUCCAUUCCAUUUAGCCAAACUGCAGUGCAGUUAACCACAACCAUACAAGGUUUCUACACUUGAAAAAAAAUCAAAAGGAUUUUCUCUUGCUUUAAAAUUGUCACUUUAAGGAAAGCAUACCUAUUUUUCAAAAUACUUUAUUAUGAGUCAAAGAUUAUCUGCAACUGCAAUUCAACAUUCUCAUCUUUAUUAAAAAAAAAGUCUACAAGAGCAGUAUCAUACACAUUUUUACAAAAGCUUCCUGUUCUGUAGCAGCCCUCAAGCCUGCUUGCCUUGGAGGGCUUUACUCCUUUUUCUCUGUAGCUGGAACAUCAUCGGAAUAACUGCUUCUGUUGAGUUAGCCCCCAUAAAGUUUUAGUCACCAAUCCAGCGUUAAUUCAAAAUGAAGUGGAAUACAUAUAAACAUCAUUGUAAAAGAACCUGAAGGAAGUUUCAUUGAUGAAUAUAAAACGUACUAGAAAACACUUCAUACUAAAAUGAGACUACUAAAACUUCCUGAACAUCACAUCAUAAAGAAAGAAAAAAGUGUCGGAUGCAAAGGCUAGAAAAUAAGUUUUCCACCUUGUACCAUUUUUAAGAGAGCUGUAUUACCUAAACUGUUACCAGAUGCUUCAUCUUUCUAACUUAAUAUACCCACUCUGCUCUUAAUAAAAUAUUACUCUCUUCUCUUCCUGUAAUUCAGUAU